This is a messenger RNA of Plasmopara halstedii, 534 nucleotides long. RefSeq lists its product as uncharacterized. Lineage: Eukaryota; Oomycota; Peronosporomycetes; Peronosporales; Peronosporaceae. Gene Ontology annotation, molecular function: nucleic acid binding. The coding region runs from base 1 to 534 and encodes 177 amino acids. The transcript has a single exon. The record is from RefSeq and is a predicted model, not a curated record.
AUGCGCAGCGGCUGGUUUAUCGACGACCGAGGAGCAAAGGUUGAACAAUGUAUGCAGACCGAAGACGGUGUGCAGAAAGGCCUCCGAACAAUACUUAUGGAACGCAAUCUAUGGAAUCCAGGCAUGAGCGCAAAAGAAGCUCGAGAGACCCUCUCCAAACAGCCUGAUUUCGAAAGCCAAAAGGAAUGGCUAGAGGAAACUGUAGUGGAAAAUCAACCGGGUUUGGCAAUCAUAUUCUAUCCCAAGUUCCACUGUGAGUUCAACUUCAUCGAGUUAUAUUGGGGAUACUGCAAACGCUUCUUGAGAACUAAUUGUGAUUAUUCUUGGAAAGGGCUUCUGAAUCUACUGCCUGUGGCAUUAGAGAAUGUGCCGAUUUCUUCGAUCCGUAAAUUUGCCCGCAAAUGCUUCCGUUACAUGGAUGCAUAUCGUGCUAAAAACGGACAGUACCUGACACAGCGUCAGAUAGAAUAUGCAGUACGUCGUUACAAAGGCCACCGAACUAUACCGCAAUCUGUUUUAGAUGAUCUUGAUUGA